Molecule: messenger RNA, 1085 nt
Organism: Saccostrea echinata
Lineage: Eukaryota; Metazoa; Mollusca; Bivalvia; Ostreida; Ostreidae
Product: type I iodothyronine deiodinase-like
Exons: 2
Molecular function (GO): thyroxine 5'-deiodinase activity
Source: RefSeq, a predicted model, not a curated record
CGGUCCACAGGUAGAUUAAACUGGCGCUAGUCUACUGAUGUCAGAUUGUACAGAAAAUUAAGAUGAAGUACUGCCUAACAGUUGGCUUGCGCCUCUUGCGCCUGAUUCGAUUUUCCUUCCAAGCAGCCUUUAUGACAAUGUUUGGAAAAUACAUUCCUUCUAUCGACCAAACCAUAUUCAGAGAAUUCAGAGAAAUAAUGGCUGACUCCUAUCUUAAAGAAGAUGACUGGAAGGACACGGUUUACACCUUUGUUCAUUUGAAGGCAAUGAUAAAUUCCCGCUUUUUUGACGUUUUUCGGGAAGCGGAGCUACACGGCAAAGCGCCAGAUGGUGACGUCAUUACUUCUAAUUUGAAGAAGAGACGUCUGCUUGAAUUUGGCAGACAAGGCAGACCACUUGUUAUAAAUUUUGGGAGCUGCACUUGACCCCCGUUUAUGAAGAAGCUAGAGCAUUUCAAGAAAUUGAUAGCUCGCUUUGGUCAUGUGGUAGAUUUUUUAAUUGUUUACAUUACAGAAGCACAUCCUAGUGAUGGAUGGAAGUUCAAAAACAAUUUUGACAUAAAUAAUCACGAGGGGAUUCAUGAUCGAAUAAAAGCAGUAAAAACCUUAAUAAAAUAUCAGCCAAAUUGUCCAGUCGUGGCAGAUGAUUUUUCAAAUAGUCUGAAUUACAAAUAUGGCGCCAUGUACGAGCGUCUCUAUAUCGUCCUGGAUGACGUUGUGGUGUAUCUUGGAGAGAGGGGACCACAGGGGUAUCACGUGGAGGAGGUGGAGGACUGGCUGGAUAAAUACACGUCAUAGAUUAAUUUGUCAUAUUUGGAUUGCAUGUUGAGAGAUGAGCCUCCAAAUCGAAGGAAAUGUAUCUGUUUUCUGUUGAUUGAACGCGUAUUGAAUGUUAAAUUACGUUAAGUUUCUGUAUAUGUAGUCAACUGAAUGGAAUCACAAAAUUUAAGACCACCAAAAAGGCAAGUCACAGAUAUUGAAUACUGCUGAAAAUUAUAACCCGUUAUACAGGCCCGUAGGAAGCAAUUUCAGUGGGGGGGGGGGGGUCUAAAAAUUCCUUGGCAGAAAAAAGGUCAUCAGAUUAUU